This is a messenger RNA of Pistacia vera, 1374 nucleotides long. Its product is annotated as L-gulonolactone oxidase 2-like. The transcript has 3 exons. Gene Ontology annotation, cellular component: membrane. Gene Ontology annotation, molecular function: D-arabinono-1,4-lactone oxidase activity. The record is from RefSeq and is a predicted model, not a curated record. Bases 46 to 1080 code for a protein of 344 amino acids. Lineage: Eukaryota; Viridiplantae; Streptophyta; Magnoliopsida; Sapindales; Anacardiaceae.
ACUUUGAAGUUGCAACCCCUAUUUAAGCGAUCCAUCACCUACCAGAUGAAGGAUGAUUUAGACUUAGCUGAUGAAGCGGUUCGUUUUGGAAGGCAACAUGAGUUCGCAGACAUUAAUUGGUACCCGAGUCAACGCAAGGCAAUCUAUCGAAUUGAUGACCGUGUUUCCUCUAACACAUCUGGCAAUGGUCUCUAUGAUUACACUCCAUUCCGCUCCACCCUUACAGCUACAUUGGCAAUCAUCAGAACUACAGAGGAGAAUCAAGAAUCAACGAAUGAUGCUAAUGGCAAGUGCAUUGGGGCAAUGCUUGUGACUUCAACGCUAAGGAACAGUGCGUUUGGCUUAACCAAUAAUGGUAUCCUCUUUACGGGCUAUCCUGUAAUUGGAUUUCAGAAUCGUCUUCAAUCAUCGGGGACCUGCCUUGAUAGUCCCCAAGAUAAGUUAAUCACAGCUUGCUCUUGGGACUCUAGAAUCAAGGGCGAGUUCUUUCACCAAACUACUUUCACUAUUGGGUUGUCUGUCGUCAAAAACUUCAUUGAAGAUGUACAAAAACUAGUUGCUUUGGAGCCCAAAUCAUUGUGUGGUCUAGAGCUUUACAAUGGAAUUCUGAUGCGCUAUGUUAAAGCUUCGAGUGCUUACUUGGGAAAACAAGAGGAUUCAAUAGAUUUCGAUAUCUCAUAUUACCGAAGCAAAGACCCAAUGACUCCUAGGCUUUAUGAAGAUAUUCUUGAAGAAAUUGAACAAAUGGCGGUGUUCAAGUAUGGAGGACUGCCUCAUUGGGGAAAAAAUAGGAACCUAGUGUUUGAUGGGGUGAUCAAAAAAUACAAAAAUGCUGGAAAAUUCAUAAAGAUUAAAGAGAAGUACGAUUCUUUAGGGCUCUUCUCUAGUGAGUGGACAGACCAAGUUCUCGGAUUGAAAGGUGGGGUGAAUAUAGUCAAGGAUGGGUGUGCACUUGAAGGGUUGUGUAUAUGCUCACAAGACAGCCAUUGUGCCCCUAGCAAAGGCUAUUUAUGUAGACCUGGCAAAAUUUAUCCGGAUGCAAGAGUUUGUACUCGUACAAGUUCUAAGAGGCUCAUUUGACUCUAUUAGUGAGACAAUAUAUGAUCACUUCAUAUGGUGUGAUUGACUCUGGUUGAAGCAUUCAGACCAGAGGUCUCUCUUAUUCUUUUAGAAAUAUUAUAUAUUGUAUCAUAAAUUUGCACGUAUUCUUUAUACUGUAGUUGCUAUGUGUAAAAUAAAAAUUAAAAAUCAGAAGUUACUUUCAACUGUUGGUUAGUUAUAUGUUCUUAGGUUGUACAACUUUGAUAAGAAAAAGGACGUACUCUAUGUUUAGUUAAGGUGUUAUAUGAAUUAGUGUCAGAGUUAAUUAUGAAA